This is a messenger RNA of Triticum turgidum subsp. durum (durum wheat), 378 nucleotides long. The record is from the annotation of a GenBank genome assembly. NCBI's taxonomy places the organism in Eukaryota, Viridiplantae, Streptophyta, Magnoliopsida, Poales, Poaceae.
AUGGUGUCAACACAAUUCUCCGGUACAUUGCACGUGCUGCAUUUGUUUCCAGCUUCUAUGGCCAGGACGAUAUUCAGGCAGCACAAGUUGACCAAUGGCUCAAGUACGCACCAACUCAUUCUCUCGGGCUCUGAAUUUGAAUCUGCUUGCUCAUUUCUUGAUGGAUACUUGGCAACUCGAACCUUUUUUGUUGAUUAUGGUCUAUCAAUUGCUGACAUUGUCAUGUGGUCAAAUCUCACAGGUCACCAUGGUUGUUCCAUUGUCAUAUCAUUCAUCAUAUGCUGCUGUUUAGCAUCACAAAAGAAGAAGGCCAGAGUUAUUUCUUCCUUUUGGAUAUUUUCCAUCAUAACUAGCAGCCAAUCUGAGCCGAAUAUCUGA